Phaeodactylum tricornutum CCAP 1055/1 is the source of this 1638-nucleotide messenger RNA. RefSeq lists its product with no specific name. The transcript is spliced from 5 exons. Lineage: Eukaryota; Bacillariophyta; Bacillariophyceae; Surirellales; Neidiaceae. Gene Ontology annotation, molecular function: phosphatidylinositol-3,5-bisphosphate 5-phosphatase activity. The record is from RefSeq and is a predicted model, not a curated record. Gene Ontology annotation, biological process: phosphatidylinositol dephosphorylation. The annotation marks the transcript as partial. Gene Ontology annotation, cellular component: intracellular membrane-bounded organelle.
GUUACUGAGGAUCCCAACAUCUAUACACAGGAGGAGAUCCAGGAUAUGCUCGACAUGAUUCACGACGGCAAUCUAUCAACUCAAAUAGGAGGAACUCCUGGUGCGGUGUCCAGAGGUCGCAGCGGGGGUUUAAAGCCCAUUGUGAAAGCGUACGGAAUUGUGGGCUUCAUCCGCUUUCUGGACUGCUACUACUUGACUCUGAUUACAAAACGGGCAAAGGUGGGAAGCAUUGGUGGCAACGGCAUCUAUACAAUAAAAAAUACCGAGACAGUUCCCGUGGGAUUGGGCCUGACGAACCGAGAAAUUGCCGAAUUACGGUAUCAAGGGCUUUACCAAGUCGUUGACUUGUCCAAAUCCUUUUUCUUCUCGUAUACAUAUGACUUGACUAGGAGCUUACAAGAGAAUUUCCUCGCUACUACGACAAAACCUUUCCCUCCUCCUCCAUUUAAGGAUCUGUAUGCGUGGAACCAUUUCUUGACGAAGGAGUUCGAAGGCUGUUUGCAUUCACUGACUAGGUAUCAAUGGAUGGUGCCAAUCAUCCAUGGGGCCUUUGUUCAGCGCAAAAUCAACGACUACGGGCGAUCUUUGAACUUGGCAUUGAUUGCCCGACGGUCUCGGCAUUUUGCAGGAACCAGAUAUUUGAAGCGUGGAGCCAGCGAACAAGGAAAGGUGGCCAACGAUGUCGAGCAUGAACAGAUUCUACACGACGAGUCUAAAUCGCCUUCUUCUGGUGUAUUUUGCUCCUAUCUUCAAGUUCGUGGAUCAAUUCCAACUUUUUGGACCCAAGAAAGUAGCGUUACUAUGCCAAAGCCGCCCAUCGAAUUGAAUCGCGUCGAUCCCUCUUACACUGCCAGCAGGCUUCACUUUGAGGAUUUGAUGAUACGUUACUCAAGUCCAAUUCUUGUUCUUGAUCUGGUAAAACAAAGUGAAAAGCGAGAGCGAGAAGUAAGAGUUGGAAAUGAGUACAGACAUGCUGUUGACUUCAUCAACAACACAAUUGAAGAUGAACGACACAAAAUUCGGUAUUGCGCGCUGGAUUACUCUCACACUAGUAAACACCGUAACUUGGAUGUAAGCACAUCUUUGAACGAGGUAUCAACGUGGGCCGUAAACCAGACGGGGUUUUUUUGCUCGUCGCCUAAAUGGAAAAUUGUCGACGGUGGAUUUAUUGAGCCGUUCACUGUGAAGGACGGUGAAGGAGCUGCUCGUUUGACGGAUUGUUUGGGUGUUCCAGCUUUUCCUAUGGAACAGACCGGCGUACUUCGAACCAACUGUAUCGACUGUCUUGAUCGAACAAACGUUGCACAGUUUAGUGCAGGCGUAGAAGCAAUGGCACAGCAGCUCAUAGUCAUGGGUAUCCGUUCGCAAACGAAGCUUGAUCCCACUUCAAAUAUUGUUCGCGUUCUAAUAGACAUGUAUGUGGACAUCGGUGACAGCAUUGCGCUGCAAUAUGGCGGCUCUGAAGCACAUAAGAAGGUGACAGCUGAUCGAUCAGAAUCGACAAUGGCUAUUGGCAAGCACAAAGAGCUCUUGACGUCGAUUCGCAGAUAUUACAGCAACGCUUUUACGGACAGAUUGAAACAAGACGCAAUGUACGUAGAGCAGGUCAAUGCAUAUGGAGUCCCCAGCGUUUGCUAA